Messenger RNA from Rhipicephalus sanguineus (brown dog tick), 3132 nucleotides. RefSeq lists its product as uncharacterized. The record is from RefSeq and is a predicted model, not a curated record. The transcript has 5 exons. NCBI's taxonomy places the organism in Eukaryota, Metazoa, Arthropoda, Arachnida, Ixodida, Ixodidae. The coding region runs from base 10 to 3132 and encodes 1040 amino acids. Gene Ontology annotation, molecular function: protein binding.
GAUCUCACCAUGAUCACCGAACGCGUCGAGGAAGGCGCCUACGCGUGCAAAGAGGCCUUCAUUGCCGACUUCAAGAGAAUGGUCGAGAACUGCGCUUUCUACAACGGCCUCGAAAGCGAGAUCGCCACCAAGGGCUACCGGUUGUGGGUGGUCAUGCUGGAUGCCCUGCACACAGUCUGCUUCGACAACGACGAAGAGAAGAAGGGAAGCCAAUCUCCCAAAGUGAGCCAAUCACGUAGGAGUUCAAGCUCAAGUAGUCGAGACAGAGACGUCACUUCCGGUGCGGGCGCCGCGUGCUCACCUGCCUCGAGACUCUACGUUCCCGAACACGCGAGAAAGCCGAGGCCAAACGGCAGCGGCCAGCGUGUGGACGAGCGCACGAUGGUGAAGACUCGGCGCGCAAGCAGGACGGCGACGCGAAGGAAGAGCAGCCCUCCCAGAGUUCGGGAGAACGUGUCUGAAGGCGAUGACGUCGACGACGAGGACUUCGCGGAGCCCCGUGUCAAGCGGAACAGAAGAGGAAGACCACCCAAGGCGACCAGGACGCGAGCCGGAAGGCGGACCACGUCGAAAGCGACCUCCCGAACGCGACCGGUCGUCAAGAGUCCCGCGCUCGAGGCCCUCUCAAGAGCCACGCGCAAGGCUCUCGAGGAUUCGGCCGAUUUGACCUACGACAUCUGCCGCCUGAGCGGCGACUUCGAGGCGAACAGCGAGGUGGCUGGUUACUUUCCCGACCUCAACAUCGCCGGCACGCACAGCCAUCCUACCGACCUGCUGGCGAGGUUCGGAGGCUCACCGGAGAACAGCGGCGGGUACACCAUCGUCGAAUCACCGGAAGCGACAUCGCAAUGUGGUACGAAUGUCGAGGGCAAUGGCCAAGGGGAUGAACCACGCAAUGACACCGCUAACGGAGAAGAGGGCCGAAAAGGCCUCGAUGGCUGCGACGACGAGUCUAAUUCCGACACGGACCGCAGUCGGGACUCAAGUGCUCCUUCGGCGAAUGCGAUACACGAGGCGGAGGACACGGACACGACUUCUUCAGAUGAGAGUCUAGCGGAAGGUUUAGUUCGAGUUCAGGAAGGGACCGUCGCUGAAUCCGGCAUAAGCGGCAUUGGCAGUAAAGCUGAACUUGACCAUCGAGCGACUGACACAUCCAUUGAAGGUGCGAAGGGCGGAGCGACGCAAGAGACGGCGCCUCCACCGAGUGCCAUCCCCCUGGGCACAAUAGCGACGAGCAGCCCAUUCACUAGCCACAAAAGGCAAGAUGCUUACUUUCAGACAUCACUCGCAAUGCCUCCGAGGUGUCGUUCCGUGCCUCCUCUCCACUUCGUUCCUGUCAACGUGCGGCACGCAACGAGAGACCCCUGUUCGUCUGGUUCCAGUGGCCCCGACGACAGUGACUCGAAUGCCACGGCAAGCGCGGAGCCCGCCGAAGAGGUUCUUCGUUCGGCUACUUCCUUGAAGAGGGGUGAGGAAGGAACAGGUCUCGUCGAGAGUGGGGAACACAUCGCUUGUGAGGCGACGACCGAGCCGGACGAGGAGUCUGAAAGACGAGAGACAAGCACGUCCCGAUCAGACGGUGACAUCGAAACGACGAAGGAGAGUGAUUCCGACAUCCUCUGCCAGGUCCUUGACGAAUGCAGCGAUUCUACCGCCGGCAGCAACCACGCUUCUGCCUCUGAGGAUACUGAAGCGAAGGAUAAGACCCCUGGGAUGCUGUCGGAAGGGAGCGAAGGAGCCGUAUCGGAGGCGGUGGACAGCCAGAAAACGACUCAAGAACAGGCUGGUGCAUCGAUUCCCGCUGGCAAUGUUUCUCCCGGACGCAUCCAGGCGCGGGAACGAUGGAUUACCAAGCUCCAGGGUGAUCUGCAUGGGGCCGAACAAGAGUUUUACUGCACGCUGGAUAGUCCCAAGUCAAGCUUCAGCUUUUCCUCGGGAUACCUGAGCGAAGAUGCCUUGUCGCCGUCCAUGCGAUACCACAACAGCUCGAGCCCGCUUCCGCAGCUCUCUCCGUCACGCCUGUCUCCGCUUUUGCCGACGUCGUGCCAACCACCGCAGAAAGAGACGCCCCCCGUGAUGGAUGCGGAAGCGACUCAACCGUCGAGCGGGCAAGCAGCGGUUGAUGCUGACAAGGCUCCGCCGACAGACGCGGCUUCAACGCGUCAAUGCUCUUCGCCGGACCAGCCUCUGCCCCCUGAACCAAUGACACAGCCACCGUCACCGCCGUUUGGUGCGCCGACGCCGCUGCAAAAGAUAUCCGCCUUAGUCGCUGACAUACCAUCCAGCACCAAUGCGUACGACGGCGCCGGCUUUCCGUCUCCGUUAGCGCCUCCGACUACAUCUGCCAGCGUCACUUGCGGUGGUAGUGAUGAUCACCGUCGAGACGGGAGAGACGGCACGGCGUUUAGGCCGACGUAUUCGAACGCGGGUCACACCACCGCAGGUCUGCGAUUGACGUCGUCGUCAUCAUACAUCGCUCGUCCCGUGCCCACGCAGCCGCAUCCUACGGGCGUGCAGAAACCACCCUGUACCCAGGAGCCCAUCGCGUACUUCAUCCCUGCGGGUGGUGGUCACUUCCAGCCCGUCCCUAUCCAGCAAGUGGCACGUCCGUCUGUUGAAGGCGGGGCCGGAACAGCCGCUGUUUACGACUGGCCCGGCGGCAUGGGCGCACCGCUGCAGUGGGGCUUGCCGCGCAUCAUCUACUACCCUGCCGAGCUGGCUGGUCACGCUCCGCAAGCGCUCUUCCUGCCAGACCUGAGCCCCGAAGCGCAGCGCAACGCCCUCACCAGCGCCCCAUGGCUCAGGAAGCACCGCACGCCGGACUACAACACUCAUCUCCACCAGUUCCAGCCGGCGGCUCACGUUUCCCAUUACACCAGUGGUGUCCGCACCGCUAACUGCGUCACAGUAACGACGACGCCAACGUCGGCUACGCAGACGUCUUCGCCUGCGCAGAAGGCAAGGACGUUGGUGGCGCGCAGUGCAGCUUCGAUGACGUGGCAUCAGCAGCAGCAGCAGCAGCAGCAGCAUCGGGCUUACGCAACGCACUACCAGAUGGCACAGCCUCUUAUGGUGACGUCCGCAGGACAGCUGCACCCCCUGGCGGAGGCGCUGUACCGGCAGCAACGAUAA